Messenger RNA from Pistacia vera, 840 nucleotides. RefSeq lists its product as uncharacterized. The coding region runs from base 1 to 840 and encodes 279 amino acids. The transcript has a single exon. Lineage: Eukaryota; Viridiplantae; Streptophyta; Magnoliopsida; Sapindales; Anacardiaceae. The record is from RefSeq and is a predicted model, not a curated record. Gene Ontology annotation, biological process: root development; shoot system development.
AUGGCCCCAAAGGUUGGUUCACAUACUCGUUCUAGCAGUUUACCUUCAAGAUCUCACCCUGUAACUUCCAAAGUGGAGGAGCAUUUGAACAGGUUAAAGGCCUCAGAAGCCACAUCAACAUCAUCAGUAUGCUACAAAUUGAGAGCACUCGAAGACUUAUAUGAGUGUGUUGAUGAUAUGCUUCAGUUGCCAGUCGUCCAACAAAUCCUGUCCAAUAAUUGUCAUGACAAAUGCAUCGAAAAUCUGUUGGAUGGAUCCCUCACGGUGUUGGAUGUGUGUAGCUCAACGAAAGACAUCUUGUCACAGCUAAAGGAUUCUGUUCAAAAUUUUGAAUCUUCCCUACGAAGAAAGAGAGGAGAAACUGGCCUUGCUAAUGAAGUUAGAAACUACAUGAACUCUCGAAAAAACAUCAAUAGGGUGGUCUGCAAGAUUCUCAGAAAUUUGAAGGGAAACGAAAAGAAACAGCUUCUUGACAAGGACUGCAAUCUUCUAGCUGUUGUUGGCAUUCUAAGAGAAGUUGAAGAGAUUAGCUUCUUAGUUUUUGAGUCCGUCUUAUCAUCCAUUUCUCAGUCCAAGGCAAGAGCAAAGCCUGGAAGCUGGUUCAUCAUUUCAAAGUUGAUGCGACCAAAACGAAUAGUUUGCGAAGGAGAAGUUGAGGAGAUUGAUGAAUUGGAUGUUGUAAAUGUGGGCAAAUGCACAAGUUUUGAGCGAUUGCAAAUUUUGCUCAAGUCUUUGAAGGCAUUAGAAUCAAACAUCCAGGAUCUUGAGGAUGGAUUGGAGAGGAUGUAUCGGCGUCUUAUCAAAAGCAGAGUCGCCCUUCUCAAUAUUCUCAGCCAAUAG